Pseudogymnoascus verrucosus is the source of this 2343-nucleotide messenger RNA. RefSeq lists its product as uncharacterized. Bases 500 to 2338 code for a protein of 612 amino acids. The transcript is spliced from 3 exons. NCBI's taxonomy places the organism in Eukaryota, Fungi, Ascomycota, Leotiomycetes, Thelebolales, Thelebolaceae. The record is from RefSeq and is a predicted model, not a curated record.
UGUUAAUAUAAUGCCAAAUAUGAUUUUGUGUCCACCAGGCCGGAAUUUUCACCGAAGAGCGAAGGAAUGAUUCCACAAUGGACCGAGCACGCCUCAAAAAACACAUCAUAUAACACAUAGCCGACGUCCAAGGUAUCAAUCGAAUCCCUAUUGGCUUCAAGAAGCAUCAAACGGGGGUAACCAGGCGAGGAUGACACCACAAGGCGUGUUGCUGUCGCAUUCGGAUUCACGUCAGCAUCCAUUGCCGUAAGCGCAGACAAGUUGUCUUGUCAUCACGGAAUGCUUGUAUCAGCGCAAAGCUACGAUGUAAAGUUACACUAGAGCAAAGAAGGCGAACAUCUCAGCCGCUAAGAUCUCUUGUGUUCGCCUUAGUCGAAGGGAUCUCUUGUGAGAUUUUAGUACUCACUAGCCUUUUUGACCUCCCCGGAAGAACAUGGAGACUACCAAGCGAUUCGGCGGUUCGCCGGUUCACAGAUUAUAUUGGUGGUAGAUUUGGUCGAUGAUACACGGGGAACAGAUACGUACCGACGUACGUAUGAGAAGUAAAAGAGAAAAUAACCUGCGCUCUGAUACUAAGAUGUACGAGAUAUUAUAUUUUGAGGAGAAAGACCAACAAUUUCUUUUUCGAUAUUUACUUCAUUGCCCCAGGGGAAUAUUGAUCAGUAUGGCUUCCUCGUCCUCCGUCCCGAAUGGCACUUCUUCUCCUCAAGACCAAAACGACACAGUCGGUCACGGGACAAGGCUUCUUCCCCAAGUCCUGGAUGGCCUUGCAUCUACAGACCCGAACCAUGUUUUGGCAAUGUCUGCAAAGGUUGAUAUAUCCGAGGGCUUCAAUUCAUAUACGGCCUUGCAGCUCUCCCAAGCUGUGAACUACACUGCACACUGGCUAGAAUCCCAACCCAGCUUGUCUCAUACGAUUGCAUAUAUCGGCACCCAGGACUUCAGAUAUUGGGUCAUGGAGAUUGCUGCUAUCAAGAUCGGGCAUCCGCUGCUUCUUCCAAGCCCUAAGAAUGCCCUUCCAAACACAGUGUCGCUGCUUGAAGCCACCAAGUGUGGCAUGGUAUUUUACUCUGGCAAUUGCAAGGAACAGUGCAUCCAGCUGCAAAGCCUCGUGGCAAGCCUGCGGAUUGUGGAAGUUCCGGACCUGGAUGAAAUGAUAAAUACUCCGUCUAAGCCUUACUUAUACACCAAGACUUGGGAAGAAGCAAAAGAUGAUGUUGUCAUGAUAGUACAUACAUCAGGCUCGACAGGUGCCCCGAAGCCCAUAUACUAUACAAAUAAGGUUUUGGCCUUUCCGGAUGCUUCCUACCGCAACCCGUCAAUACCAGGACGAAUGUCGCUAAGUUUAUACAGCAUGAUUGCAAAGAACAAGCCAUUUCUGUCAUCCACUCCAUUCUUCCAUCUAAGUGGAAUAUUCUUCGGCGUCUAUGCGAUAUUUUGCCCAGCAAUUUCAGUGAUUGGCCCACCAGUUUGUCCGCUGACAGGAAAGAUGGUUGUUGAAAUUGCGAAGAGGAUUGAACUAGAUGGCAUCAUCAUGGUUCCAAACAUGUUCGAUGUUGUAUUCUCGGAGUACAGAGAUGAGAUACGCCCAUAUCUGGGUUCGUUGCGACAUAUAUGCUGGCUGGGAGGUCCAUUGGCUUUUAGCACUGGAGAAUGGAUUGUUAACAACACCAAUGCAGAUCUCUGGCAGGUAUUCGGCUCCACGGAAGUCGGCGCUUAUUUUAUGAUGUCGCCCCCAAAGUCCCACUGGCAGUAUAUGGAGUUCCACCCCAUCACAGGACCGUCAGUAGAGCAAACCGCUCCAGAUUCCGAGCUAUACGAAGUUGUGUCCCGGCGGCAGCCCGACCCAAACCUCGCUUGGUCUCGCAUGGUUUUUGAUGUCUUUCCUGACAUAGAUGAAUGGCGAUCAAAGGAUUUGGUGAGCCGAUGCAAAGACCCCGGCUUUGAGCACUUGUGGAAAUACGAGGGCAGGGUCGACGAUAUAAUCGGCCUCAGCAACGCAUUAAAAGUCAACCCAGUGCACAUCGAAACGAGCUUGCAAAGCCAUCCAUCGUUGAAAGGGGCAUUGGUGUUUGGAUGGGAUCAUACGAAAUGCGGGAUAUUGCUUGAACCAAAGGACCCGAAGAUUGCGGCGGAUGCUCUGAUUGAGGAGGUUUGGCCAGCGCUGGAGAGCGCAAAUGCACUUGUUCCGGAGCAUGCAAGGAUUCCGAAGAACUUGGUUAUUGUUAGCGAUCCCGAAAAGCCGUUUCACAGGGCUAGCAAGGGUUCGGUUGUGCGAUUGUUAACUACGAAAGAGUAUGCAAGUGAAAUUGAGGACGUGUAUCGUGCAGCUGCAUGAGGGAG